This is a messenger RNA of Sinocyclocheilus rhinocerous, 3216 nucleotides long. RefSeq names its product serine/threonine-protein kinase tousled-like 1-B. Gene Ontology annotation, cellular component: nucleus. The record is from RefSeq and is a predicted model, not a curated record. The coding region runs from base 261 to 2345 and encodes 694 amino acids. Gene Ontology annotation, biological process: chromosome segregation; peptidyl-serine phosphorylation; intracellular signal transduction. The transcript is spliced from 22 exons. Gene Ontology annotation, molecular function: protein serine/threonine kinase activity; ATP binding. NCBI's taxonomy places the organism in Eukaryota, Metazoa, Chordata, Actinopteri, Cypriniformes, Cyprinidae.
GUGUUGACAACCCCUCCUCUCCCGAUGAAAAACAAAAUCAUCAUUCACUUAACCUCCCACAUUUUGUCAGAUGUCGUUUGCAUGGCCCGCUGAUUGAUGUUUUGCUCUCUGGUUCUCUAAAGUGGCUGGAUGAGUGCGCAAAGUAGCAGUGGAAGUUUGGAGGGGGCGCCAUCUUAGCUCCAGCGGCGGCAGCAGCAGCGGCUCCCCGGCGCCGUACUCUCUCGCUCCGCGCGCCGCUCGCAGCAGCCAAAGAAGGUGCUAUGGAGGAGCUGCACAGUUUGGACCCGCGCCGGCAGGAGUUGCUGGAGGCCAGAUUUCUGGGCGGAGUCAGUGGCAACACAGCGGGCAGCACUGGCAGCGCUAGCGGAGGAACUAAAACCUUGACAAACAACGAAUGUUCCAAUCACAGUUUUGGUAGCUUGGGCUCCUCCAGUGAUAAAGAGUCAGAGGGAUCAGAUGGGAAAAGAGGAAGUUCUCCUGCGUAUUCAACUCCUGAAAAGAAGCACUCUGAAUCAUCACGGGGCAGGAAGAGGAAAGCUGACAACCAAUCAGAGAGCAGUCAGGGGAAGUCUGUCAUUCGGGGACCCAAAAUUAGUGAUUAUUUUGAUUUUCAGGGUGGUAAUGGGUCCAGUCCAGUAAGAGGUCUUCCACCAGUCAUCCGUUCACCCCAGAACUCACAUUCCCCCUCUGCACCGGGAUCCAGCACCCGGCAGAGCAGCUCGUCCCCCACUAGUCUGUGUUUUGUGGACUCUAUGAUUUCUACCAGACAGAUGGUGGUCAAGAGUGUUCAGACUGACCUGACUGUGGUAAAACUGGCCACUAUAGAGAGCAAUAAGAACCUGGACCUGGAGAAGAAAGAGGGCAGGAUAGACGAUCUUCUGCGGGCAAACUGUGAUCUUAGGAGACAAAUUGAUGAGCAGCAAAAGCUUCUAGAAAAGUACAAAGAACGUUUAAACAUGUGCAUCACGAUGAGCAAAAAACUUCUGAUUGAGAAGAGCACACAGGAGAAGCAGGCGUGUCGGGAGAAGAGCAUGCAGGAUCGACUGCUGUUUUUCUGCAGACAGCAGGAAUGGAUCAUUCAACAACGUGAAGAAAUCGAGAGACAGAGGAAACUGUUAGCUAAGAGAAAACCCCCAUCAGCCAGCAGCUCUCAGUCGCCCAGCACCAACUCUGAGCCCAAACCACGCAAGACCAAGGCUGUGAACGGCUCCGAGAACGACCCUUUCCUCAAACCCAGCCUUCCUCAGCUGCUAACUUUAGCUGAGUACCAUGAGCAGGAGGAGAUCUUCAAACUGAGACUCGGCCAUCUCAAAAAGGAGGAGGCAGAGAUUCAGGCAGAGCUGGAGAGGUUGGAGAGGGUGCGAAAUCUUCACAUCCGAGAGUUGAAAAGAAUAAACAAUGAAGACAGUUCACAAUUCAAGGACCAUCCCACCCUGAAUGAGCGCUACCUGCUGCUACAUCUGCUGGGCAGGGGUGGCUUCAGUGAAGUCUACAAGGCGUUUGACUUAACUGAGCAACGCUACGCUGCUGUGAAGAUUCAUCAGCUCAACAAAAACUGGAGAGAGGAGAAGAAAGAAAAUUACCACAAACACGCCUGUCGGGAAUACCGAAUACAUAAACAGUUGGAUCAUCCCAGAAUAGUGAAACUGUACGAUUACUUUUCACUGGACACAGACACGUUCUGUACGGUUUUGGAAUACUGUGAAGGAAACGAUCUGGAUUUCUACUUGAAACAGCACAAGCUGAUGUCUGAGAAAGAAGCUCGCUCUAUCGUCAUGCAGAUUGUUAAUGCUUUACGAUACCUGAACGAGAUCAAGCCACCCAUAAUACACUAUGACCUCAAACCCGGGAAUAUUUUACUGGUAGAUGGAAAUGCAUGCGGAGAGAUAAAGAUCACAGAUUUCGGACUGUCUAAAAUCAUGGACGAUGACAGCUAUGGAGUAGAUGGGAUGGACCUGACAUCACAAGGGGCAGGCACUUACUGGUACUUACCCCCGGAGUGUUUUGUGGUGGGUAAAGAGCCUCCAAAGAUCUCCAAUAAAGUGGACGUCUGGUCUGUCGGGGUCAUAUUUUUCCAGUGCCUCUAUGGAAGAAAGCCAUUUGGCCAUAACCAGUCCCAGCAGGACAUCCUGCAGGAGAACACCAUCUUGAAAGCCACAGAGGUUCAGUUCCCUUCCAAACCCGUUGCCAGCAAUGAGGCCAAGGCGUUCAUCCGCAGGUGUCUAGCCUACAGGAAGGAGGACCGGUUUGAUGUGCAUCAGCUGGGAAGUGACUCCUACCUGCUGCCUCACAUCAGACGGGCCAGUUCUUCAGGAGCCCUGGCACCAAACUCCAGCUCCUACUGACAGCUUGCACUGAACAGCCCGGCUGGCCAGAGUCUGAGCUCCUUCCCUGGAGCAGGGCGCGACCAUUUCCAGGCAGCCGGAAGGAAAAGAAGCUCGAGGAAGUUUGUUGAAUUAUUGUGCUUGUGCAGCAAUGAGAUUUGGGUUUACUGAGAAAAGCAUUUGGAAAGAGAAUGAAGAAAAAUAAAGCAUAAACACCCAGAGAAUGUCGCGAUAAAGUCAUUGGAGAAAAAUAAUGCCUUCUGGAGCCUCGAUAGGGCACUGCUACUGUUAAGUACUUUGAAAUGCGACUGUUGUCAUUGGGUUUUUCACACGGUUGCCUCCACGUUCAAAGAGGAGCCAGACCUGGCAAACCACUAUCAGUUCCCACGGUCUCUGCUGGGUUUCCCUCAAUUAAGGAUUCAGAGUUCUGAUGUAAUGUCUGUAGUAAUGUCAUGUGGUGCAGACGACAGUGUUAGCUUUCCUUGCUUUGUUCAACUAGCUACGAGAAUGUAAUUCUAGCAUACAGAGCGGCUGCUGGCAGACUAGGCCCAGGCAGCAUACUAAUGUUAAAUGCACAAAAGAACCAAAUGUAGACGAAUGGCAAUGUACAGAAUCCUAUGCAGGACAAAAUAAAAGUAUCCCCUCUGGAGAAUUCAUGUAUAUUUGUUGUACAGGACCUUAAUUUCAGAUAUUAACUUUCAGCAGAUUCAUUCUGUACAGAGGUUUAACAUUUUGCCCUUUUUUAUUUCUUGUAAAUUUGGUUUCCUGGUGUGCUCUUUUUGAUUUUUGCUGUUUUGAUGUUGCUCUUUUUCAAACCGCUGUAUAAUGUACUUUGGGUAUAAAUUGUACAGUCCUGUUAAAAGAAUAAUUGCAAAUAAAUGCCAGGAAGCUC